CUUCUCUCCAUCUAUAUAAAUUCAAACACCCCCCCUCUCCAUGCAACAAAUCCAGUUCAUUCUAAGGCACAAACCCAACUCCUCAUUCAGAUCUCUAUUUCAGCUCCACCAUGAUGCAUCACAUUCUAUUGCUUGAACUUUUGAUAGUAGCAUACUUUGGUGGUUCUCAAGCUGAAAAUGCUUUCUCACAGUAUUGGGAAGAGCAUAUUGGUCUUCCACAACCUCCACACUGGUUAGCUUCAAAGGCUUCUCCAUUAAACCUCCACCAGGUGAAAGUGUUUACAGAACUUGUGGAGGAAAAUAAGUUGGCUUCACACCUACAUUCAUUCUGUAAGCAAGCUAACAUUGCUUGUUCUACAAAUGCAUUGGUGAAGAAGACAAUGGAAAGCACAAGUCUGCCACCACUAGCCAAGUGGAAUGCUUUCAAAGAGAAAUAUGAUGCAAUUAAAAGUACACCCCUAUCGGUUCUCAAGCAAGGAGGAUUGCCAUAUUUUCGGGAAUCAAUGGUGAAAGAGGGAAGUUUCAUGUCUAUUCCUGAUCUAAGAGAUCCAAUGUCAUAUAAAUCGUUCUUGCCACGGUCUCUUGCAUCAAAAAUCCCAUUUUCCUCUACCAAGAUUGAGGAAUUGAAGAAUCUUUUUGGUGUGGUAGAUGAAGACAUGGGUGAAUAUAUUCAAGACAGCCUCGAGGCAUGUGAGGCAAGAAGCACCAUCAGAGGUGAGCAGAGAAUCUGUGCAACUUCUGUUGAGGAUCUCAUUGAUUUUGUUGUUGAGAAACUAGGACACCAUAUAAGCAUAUGGAGUACUGAGAGCAUUGAAGGAUCUUAUGAGAAUGUCACAAUUGGAGCUGUGAAACUCAUAUAUGGAAAUCUUUCUGAAUCACCUGCCAUAUGUCAUAGCCAUCCAUUCCCAUUUCAAGUCUAUUUUUGCCAUGUUUUACCAACAGUAAAAAUAUUUGCAGUUGAUAUACAUGCAAAGAAGAAGGUGAAUCAUGCAAUCAUGGCAUGCCACUAUGACACAUCAACUUGGAAUCCAAACCAUCUUGUUUUUAAGCUGUUGGGUUUUGGCCCUGGCUUAAUUGAAGUCUGUCAUUGGAUAAGUCAGAAUGGAAUGAUAUGGACAAAGGCUCUAGGUUGAGUAGCAUUUGAAGAUUUAACUAUCUUAUUCUAGUUCUCUUGUUUGUGUCACAUGUUACUACUUAUGCUAUUUGAAGAAUAAAUAAUGACCUAUUUUGCUUCUUUA
Molecule: messenger RNA, 1238 nt
Organism: Macadamia integrifolia
Lineage: Eukaryota; Viridiplantae; Streptophyta; Magnoliopsida; Proteales; Proteaceae
Product: polygalacturonase non-catalytic subunit AroGP2-like
Exons: 2
Coding region: 111-1133 (340 amino acids)
Source: RefSeq, a predicted model, not a curated record